This is a messenger RNA of Hyalella azteca, 1867 nucleotides long. RefSeq names its product Bardet-Biedl syndrome 10 protein homolog. The record is from RefSeq and is a predicted model, not a curated record. Gene Ontology annotation, molecular function: ATP-dependent protein folding chaperone; ATP binding. NCBI's taxonomy places the organism in Eukaryota, Metazoa, Arthropoda, Malacostraca, Amphipoda, Hyalellidae. Gene Ontology annotation, biological process: chaperone-mediated protein complex assembly. The transcript has 2 exons. The coding region runs from base 21 to 1730 and encodes 569 amino acids.
UGGCUAGUGUAACCAUUGCGAUGACCCAACCAAAUCGCGUCGCAACAUGUCGUUUGGAUCGCCUCUGCCUCUCCAGCAAUGUCCUCACAGCAGUGGUGGCAGCGAGUUUUGGUCGUCGAGGCUCCGCAGUGCUCAUGGAAAAUUCUGGAAAAGUUAUCAUCACGAGAGACGGUUGCGAAAUCCUUUCGUCUUUGCGUCUUGAGGACUCUGUGCUCAGUUUCGCUGUGUCAGGCAUCUUGCAAUUUGCCAAGCAGAGAGGAGAUGGUUCCAAAACAGGUCUCGUGCUACUCAACAAUGCUAUUAAUGUUACGAACGAUAUAUUUUUUUCCACUGGCAUGCGUGAGAUGUCAGCAGAGACUUCGUUUGCUCGAUGUUCUACACUCAAAGUCGUUCGGCGUUUGCGUCAGCAUUUGCUGCCACGACUAAGCCAGCUUGCUGUAAGGCGAUACUGUUCUAUUAUAUCGCCUAAGGAUGAAAAUUGGUCUAGAAUAAUCGAUGCAUCUCUCAUCUCUUUCUUGGAGACACGUUUUCCAAAGUAUUUGGCCGGCAAAUUGGCAGCUAUUCUUAGUGAAUUUCUACAAGUUAAUUCUAAGUGCCACUCACUACAAGAAAUAGUCUUAUUCGCUUUAAAUAAUAUCCAAAAUAUAAUAUUUCAGGUAUACAAGUGUCCAUUCAGAAUGUCACGAGUAACAAAAGGUUUCAUUAUAUCGCGAGACUUUAAAAUAGAGCUCAAAAAAAGUGACAACUGCGUCAGAAAAGUACUUUUUUGGUCACUUCCCCUAGAACAAUCAACGGAUUCUUUCUCGUCUUUUCUAACCAUCGACACGAGCGACAAAAAUACCUUCAUGAGGAGCAUUUUCCACAGUUCUUUCGGAAUGCAGAAGCUGAUGGAGGAAUUUCAGAAUCAGAAAAUCGAGCUAAUUGUAUCAUCCUUACACUUCCCUGACUGGGCAGUGGCCGCUUGCAAGCAACACGAGAUAGCACUUGUGGAUUUCGUUUCUGACGAAGAGUUCAGUUUUCUCGUGCAGCACCUGAAAGUUUCGCCUCUUGUAUGUAAAACUGAGAUAUUUGAUCACGCCAGUCAAUGUGAAGUGGAGGUUAAUGCCAUUUAUCUUGGCUCUUCGAGGUUCGUUCAUUUCACUUGCCACAGUUCGCAGAUGAUCAUUUCUGGUCCUACGGUUACGCAGUGCAAUCAGUUUUCUAAAGCGCUGACUGCAUGCCUGAAAAUGCUCCGGAAUUGGCUUGAAGACUCCAAGAACUUUCUAUUGGAACAGAAAAUAAUCAAUAAUGAUGAGAGUUUAGCAGAUUUUCCAAUCAAAGAUAAUUGCAUUGAAAAUGACUUACGCGGUACUUUGGUGUGGUCCCCGAGUGAUGGAUUUAUUCAGUGUGCCAUGCUUCUGGUCAUUGAAAAAUAUCCUUGCCUAAUGAAAUUAGGUCCUGAGGAGAGAAAGCUUUUGAUUUCCAUGCUCGCAGAAGUCCCGCAAAUAUUGAAUGGGAUGUUAGUUGCAAAGACACGAUUUAGCCUCUUGAAGCACUUGCAUGAAACUUUCAAGGAGAUCGAGCAAGAUCACGACAAUGGGCGGUUGAAGGAGCGUGCAAUUGCCGAGUGUCGGAUUGAAAAUCCGCUGAAUUUCAUUGAAAUUGCUCACAACGCAAUGCUGCGUUUGGAAUCCAUAUUGAGGAUAGAAAGCGUUGUGCAUGUCAAGCAUCGAAGCACAAAAGUUAAUUAAACUUUUCGGAUGUCGUAUGUUUAGCGCAAGGUACGGAUACCUGAAUGUGGUUGCGAAACUUAGUUAACGACUUCGAAUAAAUCUGUUAGAUUUAAUUCUAUGAGUAGUGUCGACAACUUACCUGACGACCUCCUUAU